Bipolaris zeicola 26-R-13 is the source of this 807-nucleotide messenger RNA. RefSeq lists its product as uncharacterized. The coding region runs from base 1 to 807 and encodes 268 amino acids. NCBI's taxonomy places the organism in Eukaryota, Fungi, Ascomycota, Dothideomycetes, Pleosporales, Pleosporaceae. The record is from RefSeq and is a predicted model, not a curated record. Gene Ontology annotation, cellular component: RNA polymerase III complex. Gene Ontology annotation, biological process: transcription by RNA polymerase III. The transcript has 3 exons.
AUGCCGCCAGCAGCAAGAGGAGGAAGAGGCGGAGGGCGUGGUGGUGCGCGCGGAGCCUUCAAUCCCGCACGAGGAACAGUUACCAUCGCAGGCACAGAGCUCAACUGGGAUCUGACUGGCCUCGACAUCCAAAAAGGCCCUGCUGAGCGUUUUCCCGAAGCACCUCCUCCCCAGGCGCCUCCACCGACAAACGAUGAGCUCGAUAUGGUCCGACACCACCUCGCGGUGCGCGACCGUAUCCACGAGGGCCCCUUCUAUACCAUCCUUAACGACGGCAUGAAGAACGGCCUCAAGAGGAAAGCCAACGAGCCCGCGCCCACCGAGGCUUCGCUUUUCGACCCUUUCACCGGCAAUCAGACGUACUCUGCCAAGUACCUAAAAGUGCGGAGAAGACUACCCAAGCUGGACGCCCGCCCAUACGUCGUCGACCUCUUCCCCGCCGAGCUCCGCCCAACCCUCGACGUAGACGGCACCCGCACCGACGGCACCGCCACCAAAAAGCGCCGCACCCUCGGCGUCACCAAAGUAAACGCCGAAUCCCAAAUCGAGCGCCUCAUCCGAUCCGAGCAGCUGCGCACCAACGAAGCCGAAGCCCGCGCCGAAGAAGAAGGCGACGAAGACGCCGAUGAGGACGAAGAGGAUGCAGACGAGGAUAAGCCGGAUGCCGUGGACGAAGAAGAUAACUGGUCUGCUGCUUCUACCGACUCGGAGGAGUCGGACGACGAUUACAAUGCUGAACAGUACUUUGAUAACGGCGAGGAUGACGAUAUCGAUGAUGCUGAUCCGUAUGAGAAUACGUAUGAGUAA